Arabidopsis arenosa is the source of this 572-nucleotide messenger RNA. Lineage: Eukaryota; Viridiplantae; Streptophyta; Magnoliopsida; Brassicales; Brassicaceae. The record is from the annotation of a GenBank genome assembly.
UCAGUACAUGUAAGUGUGUGAGGCUAAAGUAAUAGAAUUAAUGGCAACUUCAGGGUUUAAGCAUUUGGUGGUUGUGAAGUUUAAGGAAGAUGCUAAGGUUGAUGAGAUCUUGAAGGGCUUGGAGAAUCUUGUUUCUCAGAUUGAUACUGUCAAAUCCUUUGAAUGGGGAGAAGAUAAAGAGAGUCACGAGAUGCUUAGACAAGGAUUUACUCACGCAUUUUCGAUGACCUUUGAGAACAAAGAUGGUUACGUUGCCUUUACAAGCCAUCCUCUUCACGUUGAAUUCUCCGCCGCUUUCACCGCCGUCAUCGACAAGAUUGUUCUCCUGGAUUUCCCGGUCGCCGCCGUCAAAUCUUCCGUUGUUGUAACACCGUGAAUCUUGUGUUCAUAUCAAACUUGUUUCCUAAUGUAAACGAGGUUGAGUUGUUUGGUUAUGUAACUCGGUUGGUUAAGUAUGUUUUGGUUGGACUUGUUUAUUUUCGGUUUGUGAUAAUAAGAAUCUGGUUUGGAUGGAACUUGGAAGUUUAUGAUUUCGAAAUAAGUGAAAAUGUUAAUAUAAUGUUUUCAUGUGA